CCCGACAUUGUCCCUGACGCCCAGCCCGACGAGCAGCCCGACGAGCAGCCCGACGAGCAGCCCGACUUCGUCCCCGACGCCCAGUCCGACGCCCAGUCCGACCUCGCCCCCGACGCCCAGUCCGACCAGCAGCCCGACCCCCAGUCCGUCCUCGUCACCGACAAGCAGCCCGACGAACACCCCGACCUCCAGCCCGACCUCGUCCCCGACGCCCAGUCCGACAAGCAGCCCGACGAGCGGCCCGACCUCGUCCCCGGCGCCCAGCCCGACGAGCAGCCCGACAAGCACCCCGACGCCCAGUCCGACCUCGCCCCCGACGCCCAGUCCGACGAGCAGCCCGACCCCCAGUCCGUCCUCGUCACCGACAGGCAGGCCGACGAACACCCCGACCUCCAGCCCGACUUCGUCCCCGACGCCCAGUCUGACAAGCAGCCCGACGAGCAGUCCGACCUCGUCUCCGGCGCCGAGCCCGACGCCGGCAGCGCCACCUCCAGCGGGCGGAGCAGGUGCUGGAGCCUCCGCCGUCGGCGACCCCCACCUGCAAAACGUUCAUGGCGAGCGGUUCGACCUGAUGAAGGCGGGCAAGCAUGUGCUGAUCAACAUCCCUCGUGGAAUGAGUGCUGA
Molecule: messenger RNA, 624 nt
Organism: Prorocentrum cordatum
Lineage: Eukaryota; Dinophyceae; Prorocentrales; Prorocentraceae
Source: the annotation of a GenBank genome assembly